Molecule: messenger RNA, 1334 nt
Organism: Cyprinus carpio (common carp)
Lineage: Eukaryota; Metazoa; Chordata; Actinopteri; Cypriniformes; Cyprinidae
Product: BET1 homolog
Biological process (GO): vesicle fusion with Golgi apparatus; endoplasmic reticulum to Golgi vesicle-mediated transport
Cellular component (GO): Golgi trans cisterna; SNARE complex
Molecular function (GO): SNAP receptor activity
Source: RefSeq, a predicted model, not a curated record
CUUCGCGUGCCGCUUAAUCCUCCGCGGCUUCCGUAAGGUGUCGUGGCGCUUGUGGAGUCACGAAGGGGAAAGUACAGCGGUUCUAAAUAGGAAGAUAAGCACAUAUUUGUUACAUUACUUUCAGUGCAUUACUGCAGUGAUCGUAUAUCAUAUAAAGGUUUCCAGCUGAUAAUGAGGCGUGCGGGUUUGGGUGAGGGCGGCCCUCCAGGCAAUUAUGUUGCAAGUGGACACAGCUUGUAUGAGGAGGAGAAUGAACAUCUACAGGAGGAAAUGAGAGCUAAAGUAAAUGCACUUAAACAUAUUUCAGUUGACAUUGGAAAUGAAAUCAAGUACCAGAAUAAAAUGUUGGGAGAAAUGGACUCGGACUUCGACUCAACUGGAGGUCUGCUGGGAGCCACCAUAGGUAGACUGAAGCUCAUCUCCAGGGGAAGCCAAACUAAGGUGCAUUGCUACAUGCUGCUGUUUGCUCUGUUUGUUUUUAUUGUCCUGUACUGGGUCAUCAAACUGAGGUGAUCAUAGGACUGAUGAGAAUCUUCAGGACCUUUCUUACGUGCCGUGCUUAUUUGGGGGAGAGGGUCAAAAUCCUCACAGUGAUGAUGAGGACUGAGGUAAUUGAGGAGUACAAGAGAGCAUUCUUUCCUCUUUCCAUUGGACAAGAAUUUGAACCAUUGAGUGAUAAUGUGCAAUAUGAGACAAAACUCUGUCCUAACCCACCAAAGUUGGUGUCCCCUCAAUGCAGGGAUGAUGCUAAUUGUCUAAUACUGGUCACAAUAAUAUGUUAGAGAUUAACAACUUGCAUCUUUCCUUCUUUUAUUCAAAAAUAAUGACCUUUGUGAUAUGAUUAUUAUUUUUGGAGAACUUCAGUGCUAUAAAUGUGCUGAUUUAUAUCUUUUAUAAGGAUACCGAUUAAAUAAAUUUAAGAGAGAGGCAUGCAACAGCGCAGUAGUCCUUUAAUCAUAUAGUUGGAAAUGAAAUGAAUGGGUUGUAAAAAUAACAUCAAAACCUAAUCAGCCUGUAUUUUCCUCUCUUUUACUGUGCAAAUCUUCACAACAUCCGUGAAACAGCUGCCACAAUGUGAAUAUAGUGUUCAAAGGGGGUGCUCUUCAGACUGUGAAAACCAAACUGAGAUAUGUGUGUUUAUGUUCAAUGCAGAUGUGUAACAACCAUAUCAAAAACCACGCCAGAAUUGUGUACUUCAGAAAUGUCUUUAGUAAUUUUGAAGUUCUUGUUCAACCCUUCUGCUCUAUAUGGUUAACAUAAUGCAUGGUUUAUUCAGUUUUUUAGAAACGAAUUUGUAAAUAAAUGUCAUUUUUGAGAGAAUUAUUACAUAAAAA